Drosophila willistoni is the source of this 512-nucleotide messenger RNA. RefSeq lists its product as uncharacterized. NCBI's taxonomy places the organism in Eukaryota, Metazoa, Arthropoda, Insecta, Diptera, Drosophilidae. The transcript has 4 exons. The record is from RefSeq and is a predicted model, not a curated record. Bases 11 to 511 code for a protein of 166 amino acids.
ACCAGGCAAAAUGUUGGAGCGACUUAUUUUCUUGCGUAUCCGUAUAGCCGGAUUGGCCAUUGGUUGGUUAGGAUGUCUUUUCUCAUUUGUGAUGAUGGUCCGCAUAGGCAUAGCUCUGGCAUAUGGUGAUCCCAUUGCAGACCAUUUUGUGGUCACCUUUACGCCUGAGGAAAAAGUACAUAUGGAUCAUGUAAUUGGGAGCAUUGGCUUGGUAUUCUUUGCCUUGAAUAUUCUUUGGUCUGGCUUGCUGAUAGCUGGCAUUAUGAAGAAUCGUCAUCUAAUGCUCUUGCCCUGGUUGAUUAAAUAUGGCAUUGCCCUGGUGGUUUUUAUAAGCUACAACUUACAUCGUGUGAAUAGAUUCAUUGAGUUACAGGGAUCAAUCGAUAUGUUGGCAUCACUGACACGCUGUGGCGUAGGCAUAGUUCUCUGCAUCUAUAUUUACUACGGAAUGUUCUCCCUCUAUAAGGAUAUACAGAAAGUCCGAUACCAAGUUGUUCCUGUGAGGAAAUGAA